Messenger RNA from Peromyscus eremicus (cactus mouse), 2243 nucleotides. It is a transcript of the gene Cptp, whose product is annotated as ceramide-1-phosphate transfer protein. Gene Ontology annotation, molecular function: ceramide 1-phosphate binding; ceramide 1-phosphate transfer activity. NCBI's taxonomy places the organism in Eukaryota, Metazoa, Chordata, Mammalia, Rodentia, Cricetidae. Gene Ontology annotation, biological process: ceramide transport; intermembrane lipid transfer. The transcript has 4 exons. The record is from RefSeq and is a predicted model, not a curated record. Gene Ontology annotation, cellular component: membrane; cytosol; cytoplasm. Bases 521 to 1171 code for a protein of 216 amino acids.
AUCAGCAACCAAUUGGGAUGGCGUGGCUGCGAAGGGCGGGGUAGGGGCUGACCCUUGGGCUGCAAUGUAAGACUUCUGCCCAACCGCAAGCUGGAGCAGUCUCUGAACAGGCUCUGGGCCUGAGAGCAGCAUGAGGGCGCCUACCUGACGUGAUCCAGGCUGCGAAGAUGCAUGCGUAGACAGCCGGAACGAACAGGCAAAGAUUCGGCUCCCACAGCAGCCUAAUUGUAGCUUUGGUCACUGGCCUCCGCCGCACCCUUUGCCCUCCCUGGAGUGGAGACCAGCCAGUCACCUGCCACAGGAAUCCGUGCCAGAUGCUCUAGGAAGAAAAGAAACAGAAAAGCAAGAAGCAGUAGCAGCUGCAAACAGUGCAGGAACUGACCAGAUUACUAGCCUGAAGGGCAAGGAGCAGCCAUGUCAAGAUCUGUGGGUACAGGAUCCAUCAAGGGCACAGCAAGGUCAAAUUGGCUUGUGAGAGAGCUUGCAGCUCCUGAGGAAGGCACUCAGCCCAUGUUGGAAGAUGGAUGGCCCAGAGACAGAUUUCAACCUUAAAGUCGUCUUGGUCAGCUUCAAGCAGUGUCUCACUGAGGAGGGAGAGGUGCUGCUGGACCACUAUAUCGCCAGCUGGAAGGGACUAGUCAGGUUUCUGAACAGCCUGGGUGCCGUCUUCUCAUUCAUUUCCAAGGAUGUGGUCUCAAAGCUGCAGAUAAUGGAACAUCUGAGGAACAGCCCACAGUAUGAACACUACACUAGCUUGCAGUCCAUGGUAGCCUAUGAGGUGGGCAACAAGCUGGUGGACAUAGAUAGACGCUCCCGUUCCCGAUACCCUAACUCAGGUUGCCGGACUGUGCUGCGCCUACAUCGUGCUCUGCACUGGCUACGGCUGUUCCUGGAAGGCCUGCACACCAGCCCUGAGGAUGCUCGUACCUCCACACUCUGCAGUGAUGCCUAUAAUGCCACACUGGCUGCCUAUCACUCCUGGAUCAUACGUCAAGCUGUCACUGUGGCUUUCUGUGCCCUGCCCACACGCAAGGUCUUCCUCGAGGCCAUGAAUGUGGGGUCCUCUGAGCAAGCAGUGGAGAUGCUGGGAGAGGCCCUACCCUUCAUUGAGCAUGUGUAUGACAUCUCCCAGAAGCUCUAUGCUGAGCAUUCCCUGCUAGACCUACCUUAGUGGUGGUGCCCAUACUGUGUGGGCUUCUCCUGCUCAGAACUGGGCUUGAGCAACCUGGGACUACUCCCACAGCAGUGCUUUCUGGAAGCUACUGUCAUCCCUGAAAGCUGAACUUGCUGAGAACCACAGGCUGUGAACCAAGUGAGGUGGAUGCUAGUCAUGCUCUUGGUCCAGGAUGAGACACUUGAACUCAAUUUUGCCCUCUACUUUAGUUAUGUGUGUGUUCAGUCAGGCCUUAUUGAAAUCCAGAUGGCAAACAGAGAAGAUGGGGGAGGAGGGUUAUGUUCUACCUCCGAUGUGUGUAAUCUGAAAUGGUAUAAGGGCACAGGACCCUGGAGCUGAGGUUCUGUCUCCCCCACAGUCAACAUGCCCAGCCAAUGUGUAUCCUUCCUGUGCCAAUCUUGAGCCUGAGACAUGGCACCAGUGCCAGGCAAAUAGCCCUGGGUCUCAUAUUCCAAAAGCUGUCCUUGGGUAAGAUGGAUUUCCUUUGGCAGUGACAUGAGCACUGAAGACUUUUCCCUGCCCUUCACCUGCCUCCUUGUUAGCCUCUCUGCAUAUCAAACAGGCCUUUGUCUCCUUGGAAAUGGAAACCAUCUGAAUCUGCUAGCUGAGACUUCCUUAGGAAAACCUGCUCUGGUCAGUGCAGCCUGCCUCAUAGCUUCUGCAGUAUAGUAGCAUCAGCCUUCAGAAGGUGACCUCCUGCAGUGGUGCUCCUGCAGUACAUGCACCCCCAAGAUUCUAAGAUGUCAAUACUAAUUGGCCAAACCAUUGUUUGACCUCUCUCUAGCCAGCCUUGCUGCUCCUGUCACCAUGGUACUCAGGUGACAUAGAUAGAACAGGACUUGUGGAAAAGGGCUAGGCCCCCUUGUCUAGCUGACAGGUGACCAUACCCAGCAUGGAUGAUACCCAGUGCAUAAGACCCUAACCUCUCCCCCUGGGUCUUAAUGUUAAACCCCAGACAGUGUCCCCAGUGUAAGUGAUGUGUAUAAAUGCAAACUUUAGGACAUAUCUCUUUCCUUAAGAACUAUGAUAUAUGUUGUAUUUCCAACAUAAAUAAAUUACACCUACAUGA